CAACCCAUUAUCAAUGGGUCUACUUGGGUUUGGGUAUAAUUAUCCAUGGGUGGGUAAUUUGCUAUCCCUACUUGUGCCUUUGCUUGAUGUAACAUUGUUAUCCCAGGUGUCUGCUUCUCUGUUUUCAUCACACAUAGAUGCCAUAGCUAAGAUCGUUGGAUUUGCUGUAAACAAUUGCUCAUACUCUGUGAAUUUCAUCGACUGAUCGCAGUGAAGUGUCUAAACCAUUGACGAUCGUCAUAACCGGAAGGUGCAUAGUUAAAAAAAGACUAUCGGUCCCCAUAAUGAAGAAGAGCUCGAGAUCCAUGUGGGCCUGUGGCCCAGAUUGGGUCCAGGCCCGAAGAAUUCUAACAUACAAAUGAAAUGUGAAUCGUGCCCGCGAAGCUCAUCAAAAAUUCAAAAUUGUCAUUUUCAAUUUUCCCCAACCCGCCAUCGCCCCAAUUUCUGGGUACGCCGUAGCCAGUCAGCCAAAGGGCAAAGCCCUUCCCGGCCAAUUAAUCUAAGUGUGAGCGUCGCCGUUGCAGAGAAAACUCUCCACCACCCGCCGUCCAGAGCAGCCGAAGCAAGAAAUCUUCGCGGUGAAUCGACUUUUCUCAUUGAGACUAUGGCUCGAGGUAAACAAAUUCUCUCUGCGACUACUUCCUUCGUCUUUAAAGUUCGCGUCGACUGAAAGGUGCUCUAACUGUCUUCAUUUCUCCGGGAAUGCUUCUCAAUUAACGCCGAUAGCUGUAGAUCUGUAAUCUCUUUCGCCGGAGUGUGACGAGAAACUAGUUAGUAGUUCGUCUCUUGCGUUUGCGCUUUCCGCCUCGCAAUCACUGAAAUCGUACUCCAAUCCGUCGGUCAGUUUGUGGUGUAGUGGUUCCGGACUCUGCUGUUCUUGGCUAUUUUCAUGCGGGAAAUGGAUCAAUUGCCGCCAAAAAGCGGUUCUCUGGUGGAUCUGGACGAUGUAAAGCAUGUAUCUAGGUUGAGUACGAUUCUAGUUGCGACGAUUGAAGAGGCGAAAGACAGGAUUUCUCAGAUCGAGUACAUAUUCUGCAACCAGCUCUACCCUAAUGUCCAGACCAAGUACAAGAACUGGCAGGAUGUUUAUCUGGAGGCGAAGAGACGAGCAGAGGAUGGAUAUAAAGAGAAAGAGAAUGCACUAUUGCUCCGCAUUGAUGAGCUCGAACGCGGGCAGCAAGAAGCAAUUGCAGAGAACCAGUCUCUGAAGCUCGAGAAGGAAAAGUGGUUGGAAGCAAAGAAGAGGGAGAUGAAAUCUGGUGUCGAAGCGGGAAACGAACAGGAGAGAAUUGCUUUACUAGAACAGCAACUUCGCCAGAAGUCUGUUCAGGUUGAAAGGGAAAUCGAAUUGAUCGAUAGGGUGAUUCAAAUGGUUCAAUCGAAAUCGUCCAAGAUACUUGAACAGUCACUGCAGCUCAAGCAGCAGGAAGAGAAGGCAAAUGGGUUGGUUGGGAAAGUUGAGGAGUUGGAGAGGAAGGCUAAGGAACUCAUGAAGGAGAUAGGAGAAAAGAAUGAGGAAAUUGAUAGGCAAAAAGAUGGAUUCGAAUCGAAAAUCUUUAGGGAGAGAAAGGUUACUGAAGAGGAGAAGGUCAAGCUUAAGGAGAAGAUCGAUAAACUCGAAAGAAAUCUGAAUGACAAGAGUAGAGAAGUGGAGGAGGGAAGAGCAUUGCAGGAAGAGCUGCAAGAGCAGGCAAGUAAACUAGCUGUUAAACUUAGGGAUAAAGUCUUGAGUGAAUACUCUACGUGUAAGGAGCAUGCUAAGGUUCGAGAAGAGCUUGAAGUCAAAAUAAGAGGCUUAGAAGAGAAGGUGAAUGAGCUGCAGAAGAACAAUAUCAGUAGAGAUGAUGGCACAGAUACCGAAAAACUUGAAGAAUUACUUAAGCAAAUUCAGGCGAAAGAUGCUGAAUUGGUGGGCGAGAAGGGAAAGAACAAGGAUCUUGUUCAAGCAUACAAGAGGUUGAAACAUCAAUAUACCUAUCUAUGCGAGAAAUGUGGUCUUACAUCAGGGAACAUGCUUCCCCAGGCUAAAUUAGAAGAUGCAGGUGAUUUGUUCAAGUACCCCAAGAGUCCAACGGUAUCACCUGAGCUCAGGACUAAGGACUUAAACUCUUCACCAUUUCCUCAACAGCCAAAGAAAGUGAAGAUAGAAGAUGGAAUCAAUGAUGUCGUUGAGACUGACAACCCGUGGAAGACGGUUUCAAAUCCAAGCUUCCACCUUCCUCCACCCCGUCCUGCAGCUCAGAAGCUUCCUCCACCUACUGCAAAAUCUCCCUCCAUAAUAAGCGGAGUAAAGCGGCCUGCUUCAGGGUGGGUCGAGACUCGGUCCGCCGCCCAGGGCAAAAAUGGGCCGGACCCACAUGACGAUUUCCUCAGCACUCCAUUGGAGAACCUCAGAGAAAACAGGAACAAAGCCAUCAUCAUCAUGGAAGAAGAAGAAGAAGCCAACUUGUUUGCCGACGUGGUUCCAGCUAAGGCAGACGUGAUCAUCCCUCGUGGUGAUAACGAUUCAGAUGACGAAACUCAGAACAUGAAUGUGGACCCCUGUCCAGCAAAGCGGGAUCAUCUAACCCUGCCAGAGGGGAAGAAGAAGGGUUUCAAGUACGUGGAAACGGUUCGAAAGAAAGCGGACCGGGAGAAACUGCAAGGCGUGGAGUGCAAGCAGUGCAAGAAAUUCUACGACGCCGUUCUGGAGAAGGGAGGAGGCGGUGGUGGUGGGAAUGAAAACCUGAGGUGCGAGCAUCAUGAUGGCGUCUCCAGGCAUCGGUACAGGUACGCCCCUCCCAUGACUCCUGAAGGGUUCUGGAACAUUGGGUUUGAAUCCGAAAUCUGAUUUUAUCUAUUUACCUACCAGACUGCCUGCCUGUAGUUAUUUUUUUUUCUUACUGCAUGGAUUUUACUGCCGGUUAGAAUCAAAAGAAUAAAGAGGCAAGAUCAUGUGUGUGUAAUAAUAUCAGUGUUGGUCGUACGUGGUAGUUGGGUCAACGUCGGAUCUUAAAUGGCGCACUUUCUUGGAUCUCAAAUCUCAAUGCACAUCGCUGUUACUGUUUUUUCACUGUUGGAGUCGACGCAGUAUAACGUGUAAAAAUGUAGGAGGCAGGGGAAUAGUGUAGUAUAGCAGAAGUGUGCAUGGUUAUGCUAGUUUGCGCCGGGGGAGGAGCAUUGAAGUGAGGUACUGAGUUAGAGGAGGACAUACAUUGCAUUAAUGGAUUAUGGUUGUGUGGAUAUUUAAUCGAGAGAGUGAAUUGUUUUGACGGUCCACUCAUUCUUAUCCCUUUGUUUUUUUUUUCUGAAAUUCUUCUGAUCUGGAUCCAACACUGCUUUGAAUGCUGCUGUGGCCAGACCAGGCCACCCACCUUUUUUUUCCAGAUCACGGAAAUAGUAAUAAGUUAAUUACUAAUAGCUCAAUCUUGUACAAGGUAGACUAUAAAUAGGUGGUGGUUAGUCUGUUGUGUGCUCUUUGUAAUGCAACUGGUUAUAUAAAUAGUUACAUUUCGGCCUAGCCUUUCAAAGAUAUUAUCAAUUUGAUCGUUAUAUUUAAUAUGAGAUUUUGAUUCUAUUGAUUCGAUAUAAUUCGAUGUAGUACUCAAAAUUGAUUCCAUAUAAUUCUGCUGAAAAUAGAAAUCUCUUGCUAUAUACGAAAUAUUAUAAGUCUGAGAUAAUACUAUUAAUACUAUGUUGACAUUUGCAUAGAAAUGGGAUAAUCAUUAUUGCCUGAUUGAAUGACAUUGAUGUUAUUAUCACUCGAGUCGAGUGGUAUCUGUGAAGAAAAGGUUGCAUCAUAUUAUGACAAGGGUAAAAGAAAAGUAGGUGCAUUAUUAUUGUGUCUUUUUGGUGCUUAUAUUGUUGUCCUCCUCUCCUCCUUUCAAGUCCCAACCAAAUAGAGCUCUAUAUUUCAUGAUAAUAAACCAAUAGGAAAUCA
Molecule: messenger RNA, 3919 nt
Organism: Linum trigynum
Lineage: Eukaryota; Viridiplantae; Streptophyta; Magnoliopsida; Malpighiales; Linaceae
Source: the annotation of a GenBank genome assembly